Molecule: messenger RNA, 324 nt
Organism: Protopolystoma xenopodis
Lineage: Eukaryota; Metazoa; Platyhelminthes; Monogenea; Polystomatidea; Polystomatidae
Source: the annotation of a GenBank genome assembly
AUGGGUCGCGAAAUAAUGUUAGUUCAUAUCGGCCAGGCCGGCGUACAAAUGGGCUCCGCUUUAUGGGAGCUCUUCUGCCUCGAACAUCAAUUAUCCCCAACUGGCCAGCACAGCAGUCAUCCGAAACCAGGCGAUGGAAGCUUCAAUGAGCUCGAGAACAUGGAUUGUCUCUUUUACGAAACCAAGCAGGCCUAUGUACCGAGGGCUAUAAUGGUAGAUCUGGAGCGAAAUGUCAUCGAAGAUUCGGCAUUGGCAGUUGGGAAUUUUGUCAGUGAGCUCGUCCAGUUUUGGUGCAACUAUUUCCUCAACCCUAUAGAUUUCUAG